Messenger RNA from Scomber scombrus (Atlantic mackerel), 735 nucleotides. RefSeq names its product trypsin-2-like. Gene Ontology annotation, biological process: proteolysis. The transcript is spliced from 6 exons. NCBI's taxonomy places the organism in Eukaryota, Metazoa, Chordata, Actinopteri, Scombriformes, Scombridae. Gene Ontology annotation, molecular function: serine-type endopeptidase activity. The coding region runs from base 1 to 735 and encodes 244 amino acids. The record is from RefSeq and is a predicted model, not a curated record.
AUGUUGCUCCUCAGUUUUCUUGUGCUGGUGGCUACCAAGGCUGCCCUCGGAUUUGAUGAUAAGAUCGUUGGCGGCUACGAGUGCAGGCCUCACUCCGUCCCCUGGCAGGUGUCACUCAACAACGGCUGGCACUACUGCGGAGGAACCCUGAUCAAUAACCGCUGGGUCGUCAGUGCUGCACAUUGCUUCAAAGGUGAGGACAUCGAGCUGCGUCUGGGUGAGCACCAUAUCGGCUACAAGGAUGGCCCUGAGCAGUUCAUUGCUCCGGCUGUCAUCAUCCGCCACCCAGACUACGACCGUUACACCAUCAACAAUGACAUCAUGCUGAUUAAACUUGCCGAGCCAGCAAAGUUUGAUGAUUACAUCCAGCCCAUCGCUCUGCCUAGCAGCUGUGCCCCUGCAGGAACCCAGUGCCUGGUCUCUGGCUGGGGAGCCACCCAGAGUCCCUUCGGUUGUACGAAAUGCCUGCACUGCCUGGAUCUGCCCAUCCUGCCCCAGGAGGACUGUGAGCGCUCCUACCCCGACAGGAUAACCUCCUCCAUGUUCUGCGCUGGCUUCCUUGAGGGAGGAAAGGACUCCUGCCAGGGAGAUUCUGGGGGCCCUCUGGUGUGUAAUGGGGAGCUCCAGGGUGUGGUGUCCUGGGGUUGGGGCUGUGCUGAGGAAAACCGCCCUGGGGUUUACGCCAAGGUCUGCCAGUUUACUGACUGGAUCCACUCCGCUAUGGCCUCUCACUGA